Molecule: messenger RNA, 2465 nt
Organism: Vitrella brassicaformis
Lineage: Eukaryota; Vitrellaceae
Source: the annotation of a GenBank genome assembly
CUCACUCACUCCCUGACUCACUCACCCACUCACUCACACAAUCACUAAUUCGCCGCUGCUUGCUAUUCACAGAUGCCUGCAGGACACACACCGUGUUCUCCCUUCUCCCUCCACCCAGCUGCCUGUAUGGUCGCCGAGACACCACACCCUACUACAUAACAAACGCAGACCCACCCACACAUACUCUCCCUCGCCCAAUAGAUGUCAUGGGCUUGUGCUGGCUUGUUGAGUCCAUCAUCGUGGUAAGGCCAAUUGUUCGGCCGAAUGACACACCACAAUGUAAUGUGCCGAAAUAUGUGAGUGAGAGUGUUCUCAUUCGUUGUCUGCCAUCACCCACUCCCCCGCCCAGCCUGUCUGCCACAUUGUGACGCACACACCACACGGACGAGGACACUUGCUGUCUGUCGGUGUUUGGUGUGUGGCUGAUGUGAUGCCUUCUCGCCGCUCUGACCCCAUCAGGUGACCGGCUCCCUGUCUGCUGUCAAACACAUGCAAGAGAACGGUGACCCGAUUGCCGAGCAGCGCCAAGACUGCAUCUCACUCACUCACGCAGUCACUAAUUCGCCGCCGCUUGCUAUUAACAGGUGCAAACAGCUGUCCGCUCGCCGAAAACACCACACCCUACUACAUAACGCAGACCCGGCCCACCCACAAAACGACGAACAAAUACUCUCUCCCUCGCCGAUGAUCGAUCACUACACUAGCCACUCAGCAACUUCCUCUCGCCGCCUCUCUGCAGCGCCCUCCUCUCCAGCCCUUUGAGAAUGUGCCCUGCCCUCGCGUCCAGUUUGAGCACCAUGUCGCCCAGCCCCUCCCUCUCGAGCCGCGUCACGCCCUUGUUGACGAUGGCCACGGGCACCUCACGGUCCAGCGCCAGCUUCACCAGCCUGUAGGCUGUCACGCACACACACAUACAGACAGGCAGGGCAGCCAAGUGACGAGUGGAGGCGUGCACUGCACGUGGGUGUGGUGUGUGUAUGUGUGUGUCUGUGGGUACCUGAGAAGACUUCGAGUGACGAUCCCACAACCAGGAGGCCCUCGGCAUUCUCUACCUGCUUGUUCACCUGCACAUACACAGAGACGGACGCACACACUAGUCCGCGUGAAUAUCUCUUAUUAUGUUGUAGGCGUGCAUCCGCACCGUACCUGUCGUUUGAUUGCCGGCGACACCACAUCGCCGAAAAAGAUCACAGCUGGUUUGAGCAUCCCCCCACACCUGCGACGCGCCGCGCCCAGGGACCCCCCCACACACACAGGGACCCACACAGGGGAGGGAUGCACUCGUAUACACACACAUGGGAUGGGUGUCCUUCCUGUGUCUUAGAACUGCACCGCUGGCACGUUGGCACGGUGAAGGAGCCGUAGUCGACAAUGUCGUCCAGAUUAGCGUCCCCAUCCGCCCGCAGCCGAUGGGCGUCCAAAUUCUGCAGUUCUUCGCCGAGACCAUGCCUGCGCCAAACCCAGUUGACCAACACGAGUCAGAUGAGGGGUCCGGGGCCGUUCGUUCGUCCGUGUGUGUGCGGCUACCUCCCGAUCCAGCGCUCGUUGAGCAGGAGCAAUUGCGUCUGGAAGGCCUUGCGUGACAGCUGGUGACCACAAUUCAUGCACACCACCCUGUCGCUCCGCCCAUGCAGGUCAAGCACAUUCCUCGAGCCAGCCUAUACCACGUCACACACACACACACACACAAAACAGGUGCCUCAUGAGCAUGGAUCCACGAGUGUCUCGAGUGUAGGGAUUCCCACUUUUUGGUGCAGCCUGUCGACAUUCUGUGUGACGAUGCCCUCGACCGCCCCCGCAGCCUCCAGCCGCGCCAAGGCGAUGUGCGCGUCGUUGGGCUUGGCCAGGGCAAAAGCCCCGUAGCCGAACAUCGAGCGGGCCCAGUAGCGUUGGCGACUCCAGGGGUUGAAUAUGUACUCGUCAUGCUGGAUGGGCCUGUGGCCUCUCGAGUAGCUGCCUGUCGGCCCUCGAUAGUCCGGAAUGCCACUCUCUGUCGAACACCCAGCCCUGACAGACAGACAGAGAGAUCAACAGCACCGUAGGUAUACACACGUGUGUGUGUGUGUGUGUGAGUGUGUGUGUGUUCCAUAAUCUCACCCGGUGAUGACUUGCAGCCGUUGGGUCUCCCGAAGGAAAUCAUAAAGCUGCUCCACCUGAUCAUCGCCAGACACGUCCUCAGGCAGCCCCUCAGCCAUCUCAGCAUCAUCAGCCAUAGCCGCUGGGGCAGCUGGAACAAGCAGCUCUGGCCGGGCAGGCACGGUGCUCAUCAUGCUCCUGCUCUCCCUGCGCCUCCGAGCUGGCAGCAAUGGGCUCCUGUGGAAGCAUGUGGCCACCGUCCGCCACCGCGAGUGCGCCGGAUGGUGCAGGAAGGCCAUGAUCCGCCUGAGGUCGAUGCCAAACAAGAGGAGAAUGCAGCGGGCGGUGGAGCUGAACGUGGCAGCUCUUCGACGGCGUCUCAUAACCAG